Messenger RNA from Candidula unifasciata, 5580 nucleotides. NCBI's taxonomy places the organism in Eukaryota, Metazoa, Mollusca, Gastropoda, Stylommatophora, Geomitridae. The record is from the annotation of a GenBank genome assembly.
AUGGCGCUAGUUAUGUCAACCUUGCCCUUUGGGUUAGUCUACGGUAGCCAAAACUCUCAGAACCACACACAGCCAGGCAUGACCCGUUUCUCAUCUUCAGCACAGGAACAGCAGGAUGACCAGCCGCUGGAUUUGUCCAGGAAAGCUGUCCGAUCUGCAUCCUUCUCUACCACAGAGACAAAGAUGGUGGCCUUGAGACAUCGAAGCUGCUCUGAUUCUGCUACUACCAUCCCGCUACCGGCCACAGAUUUCUCUAGUCUCCGGAGUCUGCAGCAGAGGUUUGGAGACGAUGUCCCCUUGCAUCCAUUACACAAGUCUGCGACCUCGGUGAUUCCUUUGCCAGCGAACAUCACCUGCAAGUCAGCGGUCAGUCUUAACGGAGUACGACCCACAAAUAACGGUCCACCAUCUGCAGGAUUACAAAAACUAAAUCUGAUGUGUCAAGUUGAUACACCAGAAGAGCACGAUAUGACGGCAGUUGAUCAUGGAGUUGUUAAAGAAGAAAGCAACAUGGUAGAAUCGCCCAUGUUAGGCGAUGAACCUGCUAGUAGUGGCUGGAGUAGGCACACUACACAUCGAUGCUCCUGUCAGAACACUUUCAGCACACUUUACUCUUUGAGCCUGCAUCUGCAAGAAACGGGCCACACUCCCAUCUCCAGUAAACAGGCAUCUCCCAUGGAUUACCCAAAACUGGUGCGGGGACAAGAUAUGUGGCUGAACCAAGAAUCCGAGCAGACCAGGCGCAUACUUCGGUGCAUCCAGUGUGGCCAGUCUUUCGAGUCACUGCCUCUGCUGACGGUCCACAUGAUGCAGACCCAGCAUUACACCAAAAUCGUCAACUCGGACCACGCCAGGCGACCACACAAAUGUUCCACAUACUGUGGCCGAGAACUGCACCAAGAAUGUGUUUUUAAAUGUAAGGUUUGCCAUAAGAUAUUCGGAGACAUGGAAAAACUUGCUAGUCACAUGGUGGUAUCUGGACACCACAUAAAACAGAUGCCACGUCACGUAUUAGUAUCUGGGCAUCACAUAAAGCAGAUGCCACGUCAUCUGGUGGACCCUGCAGCAGUGCCUGGGGAUGGUUCAGCCACGUCUCGACAGGGGAAGCGGAAAAGGUUUUCUCAAGAUGAUAUGUUACCAAUUGCUGCUAGCAGGUUUACUGUUGCCUCGUUGAAUUACAGGAGAAAACAUGAAAGGAAGGACAUCAGUUCGGGGCAUAGCACCUCUCCAGAAUCCGUGUCUGUAAUGCUAGCCACGUGUGGUAUCUGUGAGAAAAACAUGGAGAGCCAGACCUUCAACUCACAUGUUCGAGAGUGUCUGAGGCAGAAGGUGGAGGUCGUAGAACUUAUGGGAAACAGGCUGGCUCUAAAGGAAGAUCUGUCCAGGUCUGAGGGUCAACUUCUGAAACCCAACUGCAGUGUAGAUUCUGCUACUCACCAGCAGAAAAUCAGUUGUCUUGCAUUGACAAAGACCGAAUCUGUCUGCAGUGAAGACGAGUCUGGAUGUCUCCCGAGUUCCGAGAAAAGCUUAUCUGAAAAUUCUGUGGAAAUAAUGUUUCCUGAAAGAAGGUGUUCCACUCCUUUAUCAGACCCGGGACAAAUGAUCAGACAUAGUGCAUCAUCCAGUACAAGGCUUUGUGCAUCACCCAGUACAAGGCUUUGUGCAUCACCCAGUACAAAAUAUUGUGCAUCACCAAGUACAAAACAUUGUGCAUCACCAAGUACAAAACAUUGUGCAUCACCAAGUACAAAACAUUGUGCAUCACCAAGUACAAAACAUUGUGCAUCACCAAGUACAAAACAUUUUGCAUCACCCAGUACAAAACAUUGUGCAUUACCUGGUACCAGACUUUGUGACUUGUAUGAGGUGCCUCAUAAAAAGUUGUGUUCGCACAGUGAAUCUAGACAGGAAGUCAACAGAUGUUUCAUGUCUGCAGGUGAUGAUAAUAAUUGGCCAGUGAACUUUAACAAGCGAACGGUUUCUUCUCCAAUAAAUCAACAAAAGUGUAACUCUUGUUUUGAACCGAAAAAUACAGAGCCAGAAACUUCACACAAAGAAGUGGCGCACACAUUGAAAUCAGAACUAAGGCAUGGAGAUGAUGGCCUAUGUGAUUCUGAAAGAGAUUUGUUGGUAUUUGAUGACUUAAGUAAAAUAGAGCAGCAUAGGGACAGACGUGUGCUGGAAUCCACACUAGAGUCAUUAGAUUAUACAUACUCUGCCCUAUACAAGUUAGACCUUUUUUCUCGGGGUUUACAACUGUCACCACCCAAGAGAACUAAUCCACUAGAAACCAAGUUGCUAAGUCCCAAGCAAUCUAAAGUCACAAGUAAGAAAGAACCAUUACCGAUUUACCUCAGAUCCCCCAUAUCCAAAUCUCCACCAGGUAUCAGAUCUCCCCACACUGUUUCAUCACCUCAUUUACAGUAUUUGAAACCAGAAUCUCCAAGUACAUCAAACGUUAACAUGACCUUUGACAUCAUCAACCCUGAGGUAGAUCUUCACGACGCGACAUCUGCCCCAUCUGCUCUGGAAGCUAUGGAAUCUUUUAUCAACAAAAGCUUCAGUGCCACCCCUCAGUUAUGCUCCCCAAGCUUGACUUCCAUGUUAAUUCCUUUAAGAAACUAUUUUCCUGAUCCAGGAUCCUUGCUAUCUCAUGCUGAGAUGUUGCUGGAUUCACCAAAUGAACCUGCAUCUCAAUUGGCAAAAUUUUCCAGAUUUUUCAAGAUGGUGCCUGGAAUUCCAAAGUAUUCCAGAAGUACAUUAUCUCCUGCAGGGGAUGCGAUCAAGAGAGAGGCUAACAUCAACUGUUCUGAGUUGAAUACCAGCAGUCCAGCAGCAUUGAUGUCACUGUCUGAAUAUCACCAAGGGGCGUUCACUCUAAUUUCUGCUGGUCUAGGGGUCAGCUAUAAAUUAGAGCUACCCCAAGGCUAUAAAAAAGGAACUAUAUGUCAAGCUGAUGAUAAUUCCAAAAACAACAGAACAGAAGUUAUUCCCACAAUCAAGAAAGAGAACUAUAAAUGUAGAAGCUCUCCUGAUCUCUUCGCUGCUCAAAAGAGCCAUGUAUGUGGUAGUUCUCCAGAUGCAAUGGCUGUUCAAGAGAACCACACAUUUGAUAGUACUCCUGUUUCUGUUGCUAAAAAGAACCCUAAACAUAGCAGUUUUGCCAACCAUUUAAUUGCUGAACAGAACCAUAAAUAUAUCAGUUCCCUUGAAACUAUGGUUGGUGAGACUGUUGCACAGGAUCUUUGUAGACUAGGAGACAAAAUCUUGGGGAACACAAAGGCUCACUGUACAGAUGACAGUGUCUUGUCUGGACCCUUCUUCGUUAAGCCAGUGAACAGUUCAGCUGGGCGGCUUGCACAUGACGAAUCAUUAACUGUGGGACAGGAAAGACAGAGAAAUGAGGAAUUUCGGCCAAAUUUAGGGACUGUAAGCUCAACUAGAGGAACUGGCUUAUUUUACAGUCAGCAAGGAGAUCCAUUUGUUACAACUGUGAAAAGUGAGAAUAAUGAAGAAGACACCAUGUGGAAAGGUGAUGAGAUGUCAACAAAUGAUAAUAUUGCCAAUGUUUCAGCUGCUUGUAAAAGUCAAGUUAACAUUAAAGAUGUGAAAAUUCAAUUUGGCACAGAGCUGGUGAACAAUGAAUUGAGCUCAGAGGUAAAGAUGGCUCUAGUCCAAAUGGUGGCUCAGAACAGUAAUGGUAAGUUGUCACCUGAGACAACUAAACUUACACUUCAAACCGAGGUUGGUCAAAGACAAAAUAACAGAGAGGUUGCAGAAGAUGUUUUUAAUAUACGUGUUGACGAAAGUAAAGUUGACACAGAUAUCUCAGUGAAAACAGAAAGAGAAGAAAAGCCAAUUAAAGAAAGAGUUUUUGUUAAACCAAACGAAGAAAAAGCCAAAGAAAAGAACUUGAAUUUAUCACUGGAAAUCCCUGAACACAAGAUGUAUAGCAAACCUACAGCAACGAAUGAUAAAUUUGGACGCAUAAUAAAACUAGAAUCUUGCUUGUGUGUCAAUGAUAGAGCAGAAACAGGGAAUGAGAGCUUUGUUACAGAUUUCGUUCAGCAGGACAUAGGCGACGCUGUUUCUAGAAAUGUGUAUAUGGACAUUCUAACUGAAUCUUUAAAGGAUGCCUUUGGUAAGGAGCAUGAAACUAGCAGGUCAGACAGUAGCAGGUCAGACAGUUGCAGGUCAGACAGUUGCAGGUCAGACAGUUGCAGGUCAGACAGUUGCAGGUCAGACACUUGCAGGUCAGACAGUUGCAGGUCAGACAGUUGCAGGUCAGGCUCUCACAAGGAAAAUGAAAUGAAGUUGACUACCUCCACAAAAUCUACCUGGGUUGAGCGGGAAACUGUGCCUGAUAGAGAUGUGUUGUGUGGGGUUACUAAUUGUGAAAAUGAUUUUUUAUCAUGUGAUAUUUCUGACAUGGAUGUAAAUACUGAAAAUAGAUUGGACAGACAUUUUGAUGACUUGAUAUCCGACAUGGCUAGAAAAAAUAUACCUAAGGGAAAGUGUACAAACAUGCAAAUCAAGAUAGAAAACAUUGUUGAUGAUGAAGUCAUUAGUGAUACAAAUAUAUCACAAAAUCUUAACAUGGUAUCCAUGAAAAAUGUGAUCAGUACGGAGAAUAGCAGCCAUAGUGUGUGCCAUAAUGAUAAUGACUGUGCUGUUUCCAGGAACUGGUGUGAAAACGUGAUAAAGUUGGAAGUCCCUCAUUCUGGAAAUGAUGUACAUCGUGGAGAAGGGAAGGAGGACACGGGUGUGGAGCAUAACAAUGAAAGGCAUUGUAAGAAUAACAGUGGAUCUCAACUAUUAGGUUUUGAUUGCCAAGAAACAGGUUCUUCGAAGUGUAAGAAUAAAUCAUUGAUACAAUGUGGGGACACGCUGACACACUUAAAAUCAGUGUACGUUGAGAAGAUUGUGAGGUUAAAGAACGAGGCUAUCAAAGAAAAAUAUCAGUACAAACAGGCAGGUGUACAUGAGAAAAAGAAUCAAGAAACAAGCGUCCAGAUCAAGAAUCCAAAGUUUCUGUCAGAGAGUGAGACAAAUUUGAACGCCAGUAAAGUACACAGAAUGAAGAACAAGAAGUCUGCUUUAGACUAUUUAAGUUCUUUUGUGUACAGUCAGCCACUGUCCACGGAGCACCCGCUGGACAAUCUACAGCGACUUCUGGCGACAAAUGACCUUUCACAUCUUUCUACUGACCCUGACCAUCAUUCAGUGGAUGCGCCCCACAACUGCUGCAGCAGUGACAUGUUCACAUCACCGAGCAUGAUUUCUGGGCGUGGCCAGACUUGUAGCACUUGUGACACUGAAGAUAAUGAGGAUGAUGAGACUUAUAUGAGAGAAACUGGCACCGGUGAAAGUAAUGUUAAUGGCCAUAAUUGUGGAGCCUGUAGACGUAGAUUUGUCUCGAAAGGCUCCUAUCGCUACCACCUAAGUAGAUGCCACUUAUCCAGUGUGAAGAAGUAUAGCAUCAAGGAAACAUUCAGCCGGAGUCCCUAUGUCUAUCUUCCAUUAGACCACACUGUCAAAUUCUACCAGAUGACACAGGAACUGUCAUCGAAAGGCAAAUAG